AUGACGCUGAGCGCGCAGGAGCUUGCCCAGCUUCGGCUCGCUCUGCAGGAUGCCGUCAUAAAAUGCUCCGAGAGAUGUCUUUACCAGUCGUCUAAGUGGGCCGCCGAGCUUCUCAACGCCCUUCCCGAACCCGAAGACGCCGACGAGGAUCUGGAUCUUGCCCAGGAAAAGUCCGUGUCGCCCAUAUUUACCCCCAACCUCGACCCGGAAGAGGCUGCUCUGGAGGCGAGAGAGCUGAGCAAGUACCUGCUUGCCAAGUCCUUCUUCGACUGCAAGGAGUUUGACCGAUGCGCCGCCGUCUUCCUCCCCGAAUCCCUCCUCUCCGCCGUUCUUGCCUCCCAUUCGGAAGUGGCCGGAGAGUCGACGCAGAUGGGAAGAGGCAAGGCCAUGGCUUCCGAGGCUCGGCCGUCCAACGCCACUCCGCUGCCCAAGAUGAGCCAAAAGAGCUUGUUCCUUGCCCUCUACGCCAAGUUCAUGUCGGGCGAGAAGCGCAAAAAUGAGGAGUCUGAGAUGGUCAUGGGUCCUCAGGACCUCGGCACCGUUGUCAACAAGCAGCUGCUCGUCACCGGGCGAUAUCUGGCCGCCUGGUUCGACGAACGAACGACCGACGACGAGGAGGUCCUCGGCAGCCAAGGUUGGCUGGAGUACCUGUAUGGUAUGGUGCUCGCCAAGGAGAAGAACGAUGCCAAGGCCAUGGAGUUUUUCAUUCGAAGCGUCCACAGGUACCCCAUGAACUGGGGCUGCUGGCUCGAAAUGACUUCUCUCAUUUCCAGGGUAGAAGAGUUGAACCGAAUAUCGAGACAUUGCCCUCAAAAUAUCGUCUCCUUCAUGUUCCACCUCCACACCUCGCUCGAGCUCUACCAGCAGUCGCCCAGCCUUGCCAGCAACCUCGAGCAGCUUCUUGCCAUCUUCCCAACCUCGUCCUUCCUCCUCACCUGCAACGCCCUUCUUGCGUACCACGCCAAAGACAUGAUGGCGGCUGAGCAGCAUUUCAGCCGACUGCUUGCCCUCCACCCUCAUAGGCUUGAUUCCCUCGACGACUACUCCAAUAUCCUCUACGUAAUCGGCCUGCGGCCAAAGCUCGCCUUUCUUGCACACCUGUGCUCGAGCGUUGACAAGUUCCGGCCCGAAUCCUGCGUCGUCAUCGGAAAUUACUACUCGCUCAUCUCGAUGCACGAAAAGGCAGUCCAGUACUUCCGCAGAGCCCUGACCUUGGACAGGUCUUGCCUCUCGGCCUGGACGCUGAUGGGACACGAGUACGUCGAACUCAAGAACACGCACGCGGCCAUCGAGUCGUACCGGCGGGCCGUCGACGUCAAUCGGCGCGACUACCGAGCCUGGUACGGGCUCGGCCAGACGUACGAGAUGCUCGAGAUGCACACUUACUCGCUGUGGUACUACAAGAAGGCCGCAGGUCUCCGACCCUGGGACGGCAAGAUGUGGCUGGCCGUCGGCUCGUGCCUGCAAAAGAUGGGCCGAGAACGCGACGGCAUAAAGGCCCUCAAGCGAGCGCUCCUCGCCGACGCCUAUUACGACGUCGGCAGCAGCUUUGGCAGCGGGGGCGACCUUCUCGGCGCCCGUGGGGCUACCGGCCAUAUGGACCCCGAGAUCCUGCUGCAGAUCGCCGUCAUGUACGACCAGCUCGACGAGGAGGAGGAGUCCAAGGCGUACAUGGAGCUCUGCGUCGCCCAGGAGGACGGCGGCGCGGCGGCGACGGCAGCCGACGGCAGCCUCGGCGGAUCCGCCAUGCGGCACAACGACUCGCCCACCGGCUCGGACGACGGCCGAGAUCGCGACAGAGGCUACGGCGGAGCGUCCGAGGGCACUGGCGUCACGGCGGUGACGAGCAAGGCCCGCAUGUGGCUUGCCCGCUUCGCCAUGCGCACGGCCGAUUACCAAACGGCCAACCGGCUUGCUACCGAACUUUGCCAGGACGGUGUCGAAGUCGAGGAGGCCAAGGCCUUGGUGCGCGAGAUCAGGUCCAUCUUGGAGUCGGUCGCUGGCGGCUACGAUGCCGCGGGCUAG
This is a messenger RNA of Drechmeria coniospora, 2025 nucleotides long. RefSeq lists its product as uncharacterized. The record is from RefSeq and is a predicted model, not a curated record. The coding region runs from base 1 to 2025 and encodes 674 amino acids. Gene Ontology annotation, cellular component: anaphase-promoting complex. Gene Ontology annotation, biological process: cell division. Lineage: Eukaryota; Fungi; Ascomycota; Sordariomycetes; Hypocreales; Ophiocordycipitaceae. The transcript is spliced from 4 exons. Gene Ontology annotation, molecular function: protein binding.